AUGGCGGCCUCGGCGGCGCUGUUCCUGCGAUUGCGGAGCGGGCUCCGGCAAGGCGCGCGGGGGCUGUGUGCGAGGCUGGCGACGCCGCCCCCCCGGGCCCCGGACCAGGCUGCAGAGAUUGGGAGCCGAGCAGGCACUAAGGCCCAGACCCAGGGACCACAGCAGCAGAGAAGCUCCGAGGGUCCCAGCUAUGCCAAAAAAGUCGCACUCUGGCUCGCUGGGCUGCUCGGGGCUGGUGGGACCGUUAGCGUCAUCUAUAUCUUCGGAAACAACUCUGUGGAUGAAAAUGGUGCCAAGAUUCCCGAUGAAUUCGACAACGAUCCAAUUCUGGUACAGCAGUUGCGCCGGACAUACAAAUAUUUCAAAGAUUACAGACAGAUGAUCAUCGAGCCCACCAGCCCCUGCCUUCUCCCAGACCCUCUGCGGGAGCCGUACUACCAGCCGCCAUACACACUGGUCUUGGAGCUCACUGGCGUCCUCUUGCACCCUGAGUGGUCGCUAGCCACUGGCUGGAGGUUUAAGAAGCGUCCAGGCAUCGAGACCUUAUUCCAGCAGCUCGCUCCUUUGUAUGAAAUCGUCAUCUUUACAUCGGAGACUGGCAUGACUGCCUUUCCACUCAUCGACAGCGUGGACCCCCAUGGCUUCAUCUCUUACCGCCUCUUCCGGGACGCCACGAGAUACAUGGAUGGGCACCAUGUUAAGGACAUUUCGUGUCUGAAUCGGGACCCGGCCCGAGUAGUAGUCGUGGACUGCAAGAAGGAAGCGUUCCGCCUACAGCCCUACAACGGCGUCGCCCUGCGGCCCUGGGAUGGCAACUCUGAUGACCGGGUCUUAUUGGACCUGUCUGCCUUCCUCAAGACCAUUGCUUUGAAUGGUGUGGAGGAUGUUCGAACUGUGCUGGAGCACUACGCCCUGGAGGAAGACCCACUGGAGGCUUUCAAACAGCGGCAAAGCCGGCUAGAGCAGGAAGAACAGCAGCGCCUGGCCGAGCUCUCCAAAUCCAGCAAGCAGAAUCUCUUCUUCAGCUCUCUCACCAGCCGCUUGUGGCCUCGCUCCAAACAGCCCUGA
This is a messenger RNA of Rangifer tarandus platyrhynchus (Svalbard reindeer), 1068 nucleotides long. The record is from the annotation of a GenBank genome assembly. Lineage: Eukaryota; Metazoa; Chordata; Mammalia; Artiodactyla; Cervidae.